Molecule: messenger RNA, 579 nt
Organism: Geodia barretti
Lineage: Eukaryota; Metazoa; Porifera; Demospongiae; Tetractinellida; Geodiidae
Source: the annotation of a GenBank genome assembly
AUGGUUCUCAGCGACCGCAGCAUCCGCCGGCAGAUCGCCGAAGGCCGCAUCGUGGUCCAGCCCGUCGACGCCGACGACAUCCAGCCCGCCAGCAUCGAUCUGCACCUGGACAGUCGGUUCCUGAUCUUUUCCAAUUCCCGCCAGCCGUACAUUGAUGUGCGCGAACCCUUGGACAACCUGACGGAAGAAGUCACCAUCGGUGACAACGAACCGUUCAUGCUGCAUCCCGGUGAAUUCGUGCUGGGCAGUACCCGGGAACACAUCGAAUUGCCGGACGAUCUUGUUGCCAGGCUGGAAGGCAAAAGCAGCCUGGGUCGCCUCGGUUUGCUGAUCCACAGUACCGCCGGCUUUGUGGACCCCGGCUGGCGUGGACGCCUCACGCUGGAAUUGAGCAACGUCGCGCGCCUGCCGAUAGCCCUGUACUGCGGCAUGAAAAUCGGCCAGAUCUCGUUCUUGCAAUUGUCCGAACCGGCCGAGCGGCUCUACGGUUCGCCCGAACUCCGCAGCCGUUACCAGGGGCAGUCCGGCCCCACUGCGAGCCGUUUUCACCAGGAUUUUACCGGGCCGGGCAUCCCGUGA